AUGGCUUCCAGGUACAGCGCAGGCAAUCUAAACGACAUCUCCGGCUUGGUAGCCGUGGUCACUGGAGGUGGCACUGGCGUUGGUCUGAUGCUUGCGAGGGCGCUGGAAGCCAACGGAGCCAAGGUCUACAUCACCGGACGACGAGUGGAGAAACUGCAAGAAGCGGCCAAACUCGCCGUGCAUGGCAACCUCAUCCCAAUCCAAGGAUCGACCACCAGCCAUGACGAUCUACAACGAGCCGUCGAUCAGAUUACCAAGGAGACCGGCUACGUGGACGUUCUGGUCGCAAACGCGGGCAUGACCACCUUCGACUCUUCUCCCAAUGCCCGACCGAUGCCUACACCGCAGUCAACCGUGAGCGAGGUUCGCGACUACUACUUCAACUACCGUCACGAACUCAACCCGGACAUCUGGCGGGACACGCUCGAGACCAACAUCGCGGCCGUUUUCACCACCUCCAUGGCCUUCCUUGAGCUGUUGGAUGCGGGCAACAAGCGGCGGCCCAAGGAGGCGCCCACCAGCCAAAUCAUAGCCAUCGGCAGCGUGGGUGGGCUUACUCGCUUCACGCCAUCGUAUAUCUAUAACGCCAGCAAGGCGGGUGUACACCAUCUUAUGAAGAAUCUAGGUGCGACAUUUGUGCCGUUCGACAUUCGUACUAACAUCAUUGCGCCUGGAUGGUUCCCUUCCGACAUGACGACCGCGGUGCAGAAACAGUGGGAAGGCACUGGCGGGGUGAUGCCACGAGAGCUUGUGCCACGGCAACGCAUGGGCCAUGAAGACGAGAUGGCCGGUACUAUCCUGUAUCUUGUCUCCAAAGCGGGCGGGUACUGCAAUGGCAACAUCAUGUUGAUAGAUGGUGGCUUCCUCGUCAACCAUGCAGGCAGUUACUGA
Baudoinia panamericana UAMH 10762 is the source of this 891-nucleotide messenger RNA. RefSeq lists its product as uncharacterized. The record is from RefSeq and is a predicted model, not a curated record. The transcript is spliced from 2 exons. Lineage: Eukaryota; Fungi; Ascomycota; Dothideomycetes; Mycosphaerellales; Teratosphaeriaceae. Gene Ontology annotation, molecular function: oxidoreductase activity. Bases 1 to 891 code for a protein of 296 amino acids.